Molecule: messenger RNA, 1967 nt
Organism: Pseudoliparis swirei
Lineage: Eukaryota; Metazoa; Chordata; Actinopteri; Perciformes; Liparidae
Gene: lemd1
Product: LEM domain containing 1
Exons: 11
Coding region: 204-1571 (455 amino acids)
Molecular function (GO): DNA binding
Source: RefSeq, a predicted model, not a curated record
AUUGUUGAUUUGCUGUCAAUCAAGCGGCCGGGAGCAGCUGCUCCUCCCGGCUCAGACAGCCUCUCCUUCCCCGGGCGAGAGGGUUUCUCCGAGUGACGUCAGCUCCGUCGGAUUCAUCGGUCUCCCGGCAGGUUUUAUACAAACAUAUAAAGAGCGGCCGGUGAAGCCGAACACGUGUUCUUUCCCCGCGUCGUGCUCGUGACAUGUCGCUGUUCCUGGAGGACCCCGCUCACCUCUCUAAAUCCAGACUGAAAUUGGACCUCGUUGCUCACAAUGUCGCGCUGCCACCCGCUAAGAGCAGAAAGGAGGUGUAUGUGGAGUUGCACUUAAAACACAUCCAUCAGAAAAACGCAGCGGAUUUUUCCAGCGACGAGGAUGAGGAUCAAGUACAAUAUGUAGCCGACGAGGAGGACGCAGAGAUGCCCGACCCGAGGGAUUUGACUGACGAUGACCUCAUGGCCGCUCUGCUCGAACACGGGGUUAACGCUGGGCCCAUAGUGGCUUCCACCAGAGCCGUGUAUGAGAAGAAGCUCAGGAAAGUGCUUCAGUCAGAUGGACAUUGCUGUCUGAACAGAGUAGAGCAAGGUGUCAUAUACUCCGACAGUGAAGAAGAGGAUGAAAAUGGGGAACAAGAGGACGAAGAGUCAGGUUCCGAAGAAGAAGAAGGGAAUAAACAGUCGGAGCCAGCACAACCAAGGAGCCGCCAGGGAGAGUUUUGUUUUCAGAACGGUGGCUUUCUUUACCCGCAGUGCUUUUUGCCCCAAUCAAGGCUGCCUGCUCAUACUUCGAGAAACGGGGAACUGAUUCCCAAGUGGAAUUCAGGGAAUGCGAUAAAAUCAUUGGAGCGGAGUCGGCCUCGCUGCUCGCAGAUUCCCGUAGGAAUUAGUAGAGCAUCCUCUGUAGAUCAACGCUCCGGAUUAGGGUCAGAGUUUCCAUCUGGAUCAGUUAUGCCCAAUGGGGACUCAACAAUUUCCUCUCAGGCCUUCAGCAUCACUCAAAUGGUUGAGGAGAUGGAGAGUUCGAGGCCACGCUCCAUGAGCAUAGACACUGAGGGAGAUUUGAAUGGGUGCAAUGAGCAGGAGCAUUGGCCGCGGUCCAACGGGCUGGACAUAUCAACUCUGAACCAGGACACCAUGAAGAACCAGUCCCUGUACUACACCCCCAAGGCUUCCACUUAUAAUUGUGAAAUUAAGCUUUCUCAGGAGCCUGUGAAAGAUACUUUCAGGGACAGGCUUACAACCACUAAUGCCACGCCCACAAGGAUCUAUGCCACUUGUCGGAGACCCAUCAAGGGUGCAGCAGGCAGACCUGUUCAGUACAUGUACCCUGAUACUCCUGCCAGCCCCACGACCUUGGAGAGACGAGAGGUCGAGCACCGCCUUGUGCCAGUCCAGAUACAGAUUUUGGUCUUCGUCAUUGUGGUGUGCCUCUUGUACCUCAUUUGUGUUUGUGUUGAGGAAGACCCAUUUAGUACAUUUGUGGCCUUACUGGACAGUCUAAACCAGGGGUCAGAGAGUGAAGAGGGUAUUUUACUUCAGGCUGGGACACCAGCACCCUCUGAACUGGAGUAACCCGGGGGCUCUUUAAUGCGCCGCAUCGAUUUACAGCUGUGACGGUUGCUUUUUGUUGGGUUAUGCAAGCCAUAUAGACCUGAUCCUGUGAUAUGUUCAGGGAGCACAUGUUGCUUUUCUAUUGAUUGUGUGUGUCUUUCUGGGAGCAAACCCAAAAGUCUAGUUUUACUGUGUUGUAUGUUCUUGUCAGUGUUGAAACUAUUUCUAAAAAACUCAAGAAAUGAAGCUAAGACUUCAAGCGAUGUUUAAAAACGUAUAAAUCCUAAUGCUAUAUUUCCUCAACUAAACUGUAAUGUUAUGUUGCCUUUUCAGAGAAUUGGCUCCACUGUAUUUAUGUGAUGCAUGUUUUUUGUAUAUAUUUUAACCAAAUUUCAAUAAAGAAUAUGUUGCUUUAUA